Molecule: messenger RNA, 4362 nt
Organism: Photinus pyralis (common eastern firefly)
Lineage: Eukaryota; Metazoa; Arthropoda; Insecta; Coleoptera; Lampyridae
Product: toll-like receptor 6
Exons: 1
Coding region: 96-4067 (1323 amino acids)
Biological process (GO): signal transduction
Molecular function (GO): protein binding
Source: RefSeq, a predicted model, not a curated record
GCUUAGACUGUAGUAGUUGUGUUACGCUCCGGAAUAGAGAUUAAGUUCGCUCGUAUUCGAUGUUAACGUCGUUAGUGCGCUAAUUUUGUGACAUAAUGAUUUUGUUAAUACUACUUUUAAAUGCAGUGUUAGUGUGUGGUCGAACCUUAACCAGUUUGGACGAGGCGCCAAAAGGAUGCGAGUGGCAAAUUCAACCAUUAGAAGAUUCGUUAAGUAGCGAAGAACCCGUAUUAUCCUGUCAAUUAAGAACGAUCGCCGGUGCCGACGCGUUAUUAGGAAAUUUAACACAACUUCAAGCGGAACGAGUAACGUCUCUGAGGUUAGAAUGUAGCGAUGUUUUAUUUUUCGAAAGUACUCUGGAACCGAAUAAACAUCAAGGAAAUUUCUUGUCGUCUUUACGUCGGCUUAAAGACUUACGGAUUGAAUAUUGCAAAAUUCGUAAUGUACCCGCCGCGGUUCUUUCCGCUUUAAGAGAUUUAAGACGAUUUUCUCUACGAUCUCAUAACUCCGACUGGUCCGCGAUGACGUUGGAACUUCAUCCUGAAAGUUUUCGUGGAAUGGGAGAACUUCGAAGUUUAGAUCUUGGGGAUAACAACAUAUGGAGUACUCCUUCGGAGCUAUUUUGUGCGCUGUACAGCUUAACCAGAUUAAAUUUGACGCGGAACAAACUUCAGGAUAUAUUGGCGUUGAGUUUUUCCGAUUGGGGUAACGGCCCGUUGGCACCUGGUCAUGCGUGCGUUAGCGGUUUAAAAGUUUUAGAUCUCUCUUAUAAUAACAUCCUAGUAGUGCCCGAUAACGGUUUAUCUGGUUUGAGAUCAUUAGAAGAGCUUCAUUUGCAAGACAACUCCAUCGCUACGAUUGGAGAUCGGGCGUUUGUAGGCCUGAAUUCUUUGCAAACACUCAAUUUAUCAAGUAACAGCUUAGUCGCUCUGCCACCGGAAAUGUUUUUAUCUUCCCGAAACUUAAAACGGCUGUACAUCGAAAAUAAUUCACUUAGUGUUCUUGCACCGGGUUUAUUAGAGGGGUUAGAUCAAUUAGAGGUGCUUGAUUUAUGUUUCAAUGAACUGACGACGCGCUGGGUUAACCGCGAUACGUUCUCAGGUCUAGUUCGCUUAGUUGUGUUAAACUUGGCUCACAAUGCGUUAACGCGAAUCGAUUCCAAUGUGUUUCAUGACCUUUACAGUUUACAAAUCCUCAAUUUAGACCAUAAUAUGAUCGAUUUCAUUGCGGAUGGUGCGUUUGUGGAAUUAAAAAAUCUACACGCGCUGACUUUAUCUCAUAAUAAAAUGGUCAGGAUUGAAAACUACCAUUUCUUCGGAAUGUACGCUUUGCAUCAAUUAUUACUUGACUUGAACAAAUUAGAGUACAUUCACCCGCAAGCUUUUGACAACAUAACAAAUCUCCAAGAUUUAGGUUUGAAUGGAAAUUUUCUCGGAGUUGUUCCAUCGGGAUUAGGUAAACUGAGAUUUCUAAAAACCUUAGACUUAGGCAAAAAUGUCAUUGAUUCGAUAAACCAUACUUCGUUUGAGGGAUUGGAUUCAUUAUACGGAUUAAGACUAGUCGACAAUCACAUUGUUAACGUUUCACGAGACACAUUUUCAACUCUGCCCUCCUUGCAAGUUUUAAAUUUAGCAUCUAAUAAAAUACAGUAUGUAGAGCAGAGCGCCUUUGCGAGUAAUCCGACACUUAAAGCCAUCCGACUCGACAGUAAUGAGCUGACAGAUAUAAGUGGGGUGUUUACAAACUUGCAAAGUUUAGUGUGGUUAAAUGUAUCGGGUAACAAGUUGCUUUGGUUCGAUUAUAGCCACUUACCCUCAAGUUUGGAGUGGUUGGACAUGCACAAUAACCAAAUAGCCGAUUUAGGUAACUACUACGAUGUUCGAGAUUCGCUUAGAAUCAAAAUGUUAGACGUUAGCUUUAACUUUAUCACCGAAAUUCAAGAAAAUUCGGUACCGGACAAUAUCGAAACAUUAUUUUUGAAUAACAACAAAAUAACCAGUGUGCAAUCGGGUGCGUUCUACAAGAAGCCUCGUCUGCAAAAAGUCGUUUUAUAUGGCAACGAAAUUCGAUAUUUAGAUCUCAAAGCGCUUAGUUUAAGUGUUGUGGACGAUAAUCAAGAUUUGCCGCAAUUUUAUAUCGGUGGGAAUCCAUUUUACUGUGAUUGUACGAUGGAGUGGUUGCUACGCGUCAAUCACAUGAGCAGCUCGCGGCAGUAUCCCCAGGUCUUAGAUCUCGACUCGAUCAGCUGUGAAUUACCGCAUUCCAGAGGAGCACCACCGCAGCCCCUGCUUGAUUUACAACCGUCCCAGUUUUUGUGUCCAUACGAAACGCACUGUUUCGCAUUAUGUCACUGCUGUGAUUUUGAUGCGUGCGAUUGCGAAAUGACCUGUCCCACAAACUGUACGUGCUUUCAUGACCACACAUGGACAUCAAACGUAGUCGAUUGCAGCAAUGCAGGUUACACUAGCGUCCCUACUAAAAUUCCCAUGGACGCUACUGAAAUUUAUCUCGAUGGCAACAAUUUGGGCGAGCUCGGCAGUCACGUAUUUAUUGGCAAGAAAAAAUUAGAGGUUUUGUAUUUGAACAAUAGCAACAUCGACGCGCUUCAUAAUAGAACCUUUAAUGGUGUAAAAUCGCUAAAAGUUCUACACAUGGAAAAUAAUAAAUUGGAAGAACUGCGAGGGUUUGAAUUCGAUCAGUUGGAAAAGCUAAAUGAAUUAUAUCUCGACCACAAUAAAAUUUCGUACGUCGGUAAUAAAACUUUUACAAGUAUGCGGAAAUUGGAAGUGCUAAAGUUAAAUGACAAUGAAAUCGUGAACUUUUCACCUUGGCAACAACUGGUGCCGCCAGUCGAUUCGGGAAUUACUCCGCGCGUAACUUUAGACGGCAACAAGUGGUCGUGUGACUGUGCUUCUCUAGGACGUCUGUUAUCAUGGAUUCGCGAGACGGGUGGCAACCUAGAAAAGAUGUUUUGUGCUGACAAAGGUAAUCAGCGUACGCUUUUGGAUGCAAUUACUCUUUGUGGAAAUACAAACAGCAACGCUAUUGCGACAUCUGUAAUACAAAGGGAAAUUGUCACGACAAAUCCGCUUCUCGGUGGAAAUUACGUACCGCUCCUGGCAGCAACUCUAGUUGCCGUUAUAAUCGUGUGCCUUUUUGCAGCCGUUGUGUUUGUUUUUCGGCAAGACGUUCGCUUGUGGGCACACUCUAAAUACGGGAUUCGCAUUUUUCAAGAGAGCGCCAAUAUAAAUUCCAACGACGAUCGCGAUCGCUUAUACGACUGUUACAUGAUCUACAGCCACAAAGAUGAAGACUUAGUUACACGAGCAAUUGCUCCAGAACUCGAACAGUCGGGCCACUCCCUAUGUUUACACUACCGCGACCUCCACUUACUUAACAGUGCUUCCUAUUUAAGUGACGCGAUGGUGGGUGCGGCCGACGCCUCGCGACGGGUUCUUCUGGUUGUAUCCCCAGGAUUCAUCGCGAAUGAGUGGUUACGUCCCGAUUUCCGAUCAGCACUCCAAGCCGCCUUGCGCAACAUACACAGACAUAAGCUGGUAUGUUUGCUCAACGGCGACCCGUUAGAACCCAUGGACUCCGAACUGAGAGUGCUCCUCCGAGCCUGCUCAGUUACGCGAUGGGGAGAGCGGCGCUUUUGGGAGAAGUUACGAUACGCCAUGCCCGAUGUGGUAAACAAUAGGUCAUCUAGAGUUAAGAAAUCGUCAGACAUCAGGUGCAAGGUAAACGCCCGAUACACCGCAGCACCCACCGUUCCCGAUUCGUGGUACAAAUACUCCACCAUGCCACGCAUCCAUGGAACCGCACUUACUCCAACUCCAACCCAAAGCACUUACGUAUCCGGCGAAUCGGCCCGAAGCACAGAAGAUGAAGCCGGCUCGAGCACCAGCAGCCAGCACUACGGAUCUGAGCAGCUGAAUCACAGCUACGUCUCCAUCGACGGGCGGCCACCUCAGUAUUCGCAAUUUCCAACCCAGUUCCGGGAACCGCAUCACGUCUACUCCACCAUUCCCGACUCGCAAACCCAGCCGAGGACUUAUUUUGUGUAAGUGACUUAUAGAUAAAAAAUUUUGAACUUCUAUUUUAAUUACCUACGUGAUCUUACUUGUGAAGCUUAUAAUACCUAUUCCAAAUAUUUCUAUGUGUAAAUUUUGUAUAUAGUAAAUGAUUAUUUAUUAUCUCUUUUAAUGUAAAAUACGAAACGCUUAUUAGUCAUUAUUUUUAAGACUGUACAUAUGCACCCUAACUUUUAUUAAGUUACUUACUAUAUAAUUCGAGACUGUUAGAUAUAAUACUUAAAGACUUCGUAAAACUACGUCAAAUAAAUAAAAUUUAUAUUUACGA